AUGGGCCUUUACGACAUAGUAAUACUGUCAUGGACAUUUUAUCCGUACAACAACAAUGAAUUUCUGGUUCCGCAACCGGCCGUGGAGACUCUAAAAUUCAGGUGAAAUCCAUCGCCGGGCCGGUUAACUUUUGUUUCGCCUGUUUAUUCUCGUCUUCAGAUUGGGAAACGAACACAAUUUCUCACAAAACCUCUUUUUCUGACUUAGUCACGCUGAUCAACGGCCUUCCUUUGGAAAAAUAGCACGACAUCUGCGACUGGAGCCAGAGUUAGCUGGGAUAAGAUCUGUAAACCAAAGCAGGAGGAUGGCCUCGGUUUGAGGAGAUUGGAGGAGUACCAGCUAGUCUUUGAUCUGAAAAGAGUCUGGAACUAUUUCUCCGGUUCAGGUUCUCUUUGGGUAGCCUUGCUGCAUUCAAAUGUUUUCAAUAGAAAGAGUUAUUGGACUACCCCUGAUGCUCAGAGAUUUUCUCCUACGGUGAGAAGUAUGCUUAGGCAAAAAGAGCUGGUUGCGGUUUUCUUAAGAUGUAAUGUAGGCGAUGGCAGGUCAGCAAGCUUUUGGCAUGACUUCUGGAACGAUAUGGGUCCUCUGAUCUCGGCGUUGGGAGAGACAGGACCAAGGGACCUUCGCUUGAGGCUAGAAGCUCGGGUUUGUGAUGCAGUGGCCAAUGGCUUCUGGGCUCUUCCUAAUGCUCGAUCGGACGAGGCGGAAACCUUGCAGAUUGUUCUCACGACCAUGUCUCCACCCUCCAUAGAACGUGGUCCUGACACCUACUUAUGGCGUAAUGGAGUUGGGCACUUUGUGCUUAAGUUCUCUGUUAAAUCAACUUGGGAUUCGGUUAGGGAGUCGGCUCCAGUAGUGACUUGGCACUCUCUCAUCUGGUUCAAGGAGGCUGUUCCUAGAUGUUCCUUUGUCUCUUGGAUGGCUUCUCUCGCAAGGUUGCCUACAAAAUAUAGGCUUAACGAGUGGGGGAUUCAUGUUCCACUGCAGUGUGUUCUUUGUUCUUCAGGAAUUGAGUCCCACCAGCAUUUAUUCUUCCAAUGCUCCUUUGUUGAAGCUCUCUGGUUGCACUACUGUGGGAACUUUGGUCUAUCUGUUCCUUCCUCCAUCAAUGCGGUGGCUUCUCUAUUGUCACUUCCGCUUGUGGUUGCUACUCCAGGCCUUCGGGUUGUGUUGAAGUUACUCUUGCAGGUCGUUGUUUACUGCACUUGGAGGGAGCGGAACGUUCGCGUCUUCCAGCAAGUCUCCACCUCUGUAGCCGCGUUAGAGCUCAUAUUCAUCGCCUCCUUCGAGACCGUCUCAUCUCUGCUCAACCUCCAUCUCCAACCUCAACCCUACUGCAAGUGUAUCUCUCUCUUCUUCCCUCUGGUCUGUAGCGUGUUUAUUUUUGCUCUUUGUCCUGUUGUCUUUCUUUCCUCUUGUUCUGUUCUCUGUUUCCUCUGUAGUUCUUUCUUCUAAUAAGUGGUUAUCCACAACUCUUGUAAACUGAAAAGCUUGGUAUGAAUUUAACAUGUUCACCAAAAAAAAAAAGAA
Molecule: messenger RNA, 1530 nt
Organism: Raphanus sativus (radish)
Lineage: Eukaryota; Viridiplantae; Streptophyta; Magnoliopsida; Brassicales; Brassicaceae
Exons: 2
Coding region: 484-1455 (323 amino acids)
Source: RefSeq, a predicted model, not a curated record